AUGUCGCCUUUUUAUCUUCUACCUUAUUUCCAUCAUUCUUAUCUCUCACUGAUCAAUAUCUUUUCUCGCAGAACAAGAAUCUACGACGCCGAUCAUGAAGUUCUCAAAGCGUUCAAAGGAUCGGGAAUCGAGAUCAUUAUCGGGCUAGGAAACGAAUUCCUGAGAGAUAUAAGCAAAAUCCAUGAUCGAGCCAUGGAUUGGAUGAAAAACAACAUUGAAACCUUCGUCCCUGGGAACCGUAUCCGUGGAAUUGCAGUCGGAAACGAGGUUCUAGGCGUCGGCGAUCAGGACCUCUUAGAGGUCCUGCUACCGGAGGUGAAAAACAUCCACACUGCUCUCGACCUCCUCUACCUAGCCGACGAUGUUGAGGUUUCAAUCCCACAUUAUGACGGUCUAUUCGCUAGUUCAUUCCCUCCGUCAUUGAUAAGAUUGUUCAAUGAAAUUGUUAUUGAAAUUGGAAGACUUAACACGAAAGAUGAGGUAGGAUGGCCUCAUGGUAACACUGAUAUUGUGUGUGCUAAGUUCACGUCUAAUCUUCCUCCAAAAUCCAUGGUAAUACACACUUACAAAUCAGAAAUGAAACAUAUUUACAACAUUUUGAAUGAUUUCUGGUGUCAAUUUGAUAAAUGGUUGUCUCUUUCGUUUUGCAAGGAUCUAGGCUUUGCGGAUCUGCAGAAACCACAAGCUGAGCUUGAUGGAAGGGUAUGUGCAGCUGUUAGACAAAAUGGUCUUAUGGAACUUUAUGAUACACUAUUUAUUCUACUGGAUAUGACAUUAGCUCAGCUUCUCAUGACUGAUAAUGACUUUAGGAAUUCAAAAUUUAGGAAACAACUUAUGGAAACAGUGGAUUCUUUGUUAUCUUUAGAAGUUAUUCCUAUAUUCAAGGAGAAUCAUUCCAUUAGCACCCGAAAAGCUAUAUAUAAGGUACAUAUUGCUUGA
This is a messenger RNA of Lactuca saligna, 939 nucleotides long. NCBI's taxonomy places the organism in Eukaryota, Viridiplantae, Streptophyta, Magnoliopsida, Asterales, Asteraceae. The record is from the annotation of a GenBank genome assembly.